Micromonas pusilla CCMP1545 is the source of this 1522-nucleotide messenger RNA. RefSeq lists its product as uncharacterized. The coding region runs from base 1 to 1416 and encodes 471 amino acids. NCBI's taxonomy places the organism in Eukaryota, Viridiplantae, Chlorophyta, Mamiellophyceae, Mamiellales, Mamiellaceae. The transcript is spliced from 2 exons. The record is from RefSeq and is a predicted model, not a curated record.
AUGCGCGCGGUGAGCGCGGCGAAGGCGUUCAUCGUUCCCCCGGACGUCGUGCGAGAGAUCUUAGCGCACGCGCCGAGCGCGGCGGCGCUGUGGCGCGCGGCGUUCGGCCUCCUCGCCGCGACGCUGCUGCGUGACGACCUCUCCACCGUCCCCGCCGCCGUGCUUCGACGCGCGCAGACCUCCGCGGCGAAGAUUUCGUAUCACCCGAGAGGCUCAGCGGUGGGUCCGUUUCCGUCGCGGCGCGAGCCGGGGAAGUACCCCGCGACGGAGCUCGUGGUGCUGCUGAAGGGCUCCCUCGACGUCCCGUCGGAGGGGACGCUGGAGGGCCCGUGCGUGAUCGUCCCCGGCGGGUACGUCGCGCUGAGCGACGACCAGGCGGAGAAGUUCGGGAAGCUCGCGCAGCGGAUGGGCAUGUCUAGCGUCGGCGCGACCACCCUCACGCCGGAGAAGGACUCGAGCUUUCACGUCGGCGGGGACUCCAUGCUCACGGACGCGGGCGCGAUGUCCGUGGAGGAGGACGCGACGAUGUUGCGGUGUUCGUUCGGGAAGGGGGGCGCCGCCGCCGCGGAGGCGACGGCCGCGGAGGAGCGACGCGCGGAGCGGCGCCUCAACCUGAACCUAAACCUGUCCGGGUCGAAGAAGAGCGCGCUGUCGCGGUCCGAGACGGAGAAAUCGUCGAGCGGCGACGCCGAAGAUCGUCUGAAGGAUAUGUUCUCGCGCACGAGCGACGACGAGCCGGUGCCGAACCGCCGGACGUCGAUCCAGGUCGGGGACCUGCAGCGCGCGAAGAUUCGGAACAGCUUGUUCGGCGUCGAAGGGAUCCCGGAGCGGUCGCACUACUCCCCGCCGACGAGUUCGCGGACGGGGAUGUCGCUGUCCCCGACGGCGUCCAUGGACCACGCGACGCGGCAUCAGCUCGGCGCGAUCGUGCAGCCCGGGACGCGACGGCGGCUGUCGCUGGACGUUCGCGAUUACGAUUUCGCGCUCGCCGCGGCGUCGGUGUCCGGCGCCGCGCUCGCCGCGCGCGAGGGCGACGUGCCGCCGCACGCGCAGACGAUGCGAACGACGUACCCCGCGGAUCGAAGAGGGUCGAUAGAAGACGCGAGCAGUCUGUUCAGGACGACGCCGUCGCCGCCGCGGAAGCCGGGGCCGGAGGCGGAGUUGGAGAGGAGGAACACGCACGGGGCGGCGAAGAUCUCGAAGGAUCUCGGGGGACUGUACCGCGUCUCUUCGGGCGGCGGCGGCGGAGGAGGAGGAGGCGACGACGAUCACGAAGCGACGCAGCAGACGUACCCGCCGCGAAGCGGCUCGUGGAGGGAUCUCCAAGGCGCGGGCGGCGGCGACGACGACGACGACGACGAGGGUUCGCACCGCGCGGGAGACAACGGGCUGACGCACCCGCCGCGGAGCGGCUAGAUAGAACGAGUGGUGACGAAAUGAACGCGUCGCGAAGGAAGUUCUGUAGCUCACCGCGCGCAGAGCGCGGUUAUCUUCGGUUGGACGUCCGCCUCCACGCGCACCU